Messenger RNA from Ornithorhynchus anatinus (platypus), 1395 nucleotides. RefSeq names its product relaxin family peptide receptor 3 (gene RXFP3). Lineage: Eukaryota; Metazoa; Chordata; Mammalia; Monotremata; Ornithorhynchidae. The transcript has a single exon. Gene Ontology annotation, cellular component: membrane. Gene Ontology annotation, molecular function: G protein-coupled receptor activity. Gene Ontology annotation, biological process: immune response; G protein-coupled receptor signaling pathway. Bases 1 to 1395 code for a protein of 464 amino acids. The record is from RefSeq and is a predicted model, not a curated record.
AUGAGGGAGGCGUCGUCGGGGGGCGGGGGGCGGCCCGGCCUCCUGGGUCUCUUCCCGGACCUGCUGGAGCUGGGCAACGGGAGCGGCAACGCGUCGCUGCUGCGGGAUCUGCUGCGGGGCCUGGAGGAGGAGCGGGCGGGCGGCCCGGAGGGCUCCUCGGCGGGGUCGGGCGCCGAGGGUCCGGCGGGCGCGGCCGUGCGCAUCUCCAUCAGCGUGGUCUACGCGGUGGUCUGCGCCCUGGGCCUGGUGGGCAACCUCCUGGUCCUCUACCUGAUGAAGCACCAGCGGGGCUGGCGCAAGUCCUCGGUCAACCUGUUCGUCACCAGCCUGGCCCUGACGGACUUCCAGUUCGUGCUGACCCUGCCCUUCUGGGCGGUGGAGAACGCGCUGGACUUCACCUGGCUCUUCGGCAAGGCCAUGUGCAAGAUCGUGUCCACCGUGACGGCCAUGAACAUGUACGCCAGCGUCUUCUUCCUCACGGCCAUGAGCGUGGCCCGCUACCGCUCGGUGGCCUCGGCCCUCGAGGGUCGGCGACCCCGUGGUCGGGGCCGGCCGUUGGCCGGGGCCCGGGGCUGCCGCUCCUGGUGCUCCUCCUCCUCUCCUUCCUCCUUCUUCUCGGCCAGGGCCCUGUGCGUCCUCAUCUGGGCCUCGGCCGUGCUGGCGGCGCUGCCCCACGCCGUCUUCUCCACCACGGCCACCGUGCUGGACGAGGAGCUGUGCCUGGUGCGUUUCCCCGACGUGCCCCGGGGAGGGGGCGCCCAGUUCUGGCUGGGGCUCUACCACACCCAGAAGGUGCUGCUGGGCUUCGUGCUGCCCCUGGGCAUCAUCAGCCUCUGCUACCUCCUCCUGGUGCGCUACAUCUCCGGCCGGCCGGCCGGCUGGGCCGGGGGCGCCGGGGCGGCCGAGGCCAGCGCCCGGCGGCGCUCCAAGGUCACCAGGUCGGUGACCAUCGUGGUGCUGUCCUUCUUCCUGUGUUGGCUGCCCAACCAGGCGCUGACGGCCUGGGGCAUCCUGAUCAAGCUCAACGCCGUGCACUUCAGCCACGAGUACUUCCUCAGCCAGGUGUACGUGUUCCCCGUGAGCGUGUGCCUGGCCCACUCCAACAGCUGCCUCAACCCCAUCCUCUACUGCCUCGUGCGCCGCGAGUUCCGCCAGGCCCUCAAGAGCCUGCUGUGGCGCCUCGCCUCGCCCUCGCUCACCAGCAUGCGCCCCUUCACGGCCAGCACCAAGCCCGAGCCCGAGGAGCAGGCCCUGCAGGCCCUCGCCUCCCUGCCCGUCCCCGCCGAGCCGGACCUGCUCUACUGCAGCCCCCCGGGCGUCGUGGUCUACGGCGCCGGGCGCUACGACCUGCUGCCCGGCGGCCCCGACCGCCAGUCCGGGGUGGACUUGCAUUGA